Pelodiscus sinensis (Chinese soft-shelled turtle) is the source of this 1349-nucleotide messenger RNA. Lineage: Eukaryota; Metazoa; Chordata; Testudines; Trionychidae. The record is from RefSeq and is a predicted model, not a curated record.
CCCGGCAGCCAUGGUCCCGGCCCAGCUCCUGCGCUCUCAGGCCGUACAUGGCCGGGGAGGUUAUGAUUCUGAUUUUAGUGAUGAUGAAAGCGGAGAGAAAUUUAACCAAAGAAAUAAAAGUAAUGAAGAUGCCCUACUCACAAAACCAUUCCAGAAAGCAAAACAGGUCAAGGUGGCUCACAGACAAAUUGCAGCAGAAGAAUUGGAUAGGGAAGAAGCAAGAAAUAGGAGAUUUCAUUUGAUAGCCAUGGAUGCUUAUGCAAGACAUAAAAAGUUUGUGAAUGACUACAUUUUAUACUAUGGUGGAAAAAAGGAGGACUUCCAACGUUCAGGAGCAAAUGACAAGACAGACCUUGAUGUUGUAAGAGAAAACUAUAGAUUCCUGUGGAAAGAGGAAGAUACAGUGGACAUGAAUUGGGAAAAGAGACUUGCAAAGAAAUACUAUGAUAAAUUAUUCAAAGAGUACUGCAUAGCAGAUCUGACAAGAUACAAAGAGAACAAGGUACAUUUAAAAUUCAUAAAUCUUUUUGAUUGUCAAAUAUGUUCUUUGUUAAGCAACAUUUUAAUUUAAAAAUUGCCACCCUGUGACACCAAAUUGUGUAUUGUGACAUUGCAAGGAGUGUUGUACUGAACGUGAACAGAUAUCGAUAGAGGAUACUGCACUAAGAGCUGGUCCUGCAAACACUCCCUAUGUUGAAUUCAGUGGGACUAUUCAUAGUAAAUGUCUGCAAAAUAUGGCCCUAAAUUUGUCUAUUGCAGAAUGAAUUGUCUUAAGACCUUAAGCAACAGAAAAAUAUUUAAGAUGCCUUUCCUGGUUUUUUGAUUGAUCUUUAGCUCAUCGUCCUACAUUUGUCAUAUCCCUCAAUCCCUUCCACCUUCAGAAAAAAAUCUGUCUCCCUUGAACUCAUUUUAUGGUUUUCUUUUAUAUCUUUAAUUAUUAUGCCCAGUAUCUUAUUUCUUGUGUUUGUUAUCUAUUGUGGUGCAGCAAGACUUUUUCAGGUGUCAUGGCCAUACCAAGUGGUUAUGGGAUGGGAGUCAAGUCAUUUAGAUCAGGAUACCAAGAUCAGGAGGAGGAGACGAAUUUGAGGGUAGAACCAUGAAUCUGUAACAAGAGUCAGCCUAGGUCAGGAUACCAGGGGGUCAAAGGCAGGAGACAAACUUGAUCAGAACCAUGAAUUGGGAGUCAGUUAUGCUGGUUUGGAAUACCAAGUGAUAAGAGACAAACCAGAUAUUAGGACCACAACUCAGAUUAGGGAUGUAAUAGUCUAGUUGAUUAGCUGAUUGACCGAUAAGCAAAAGCUUAUCAGUUAAUGUUAUAGAGUACAUGUAUUCCUCCCCCCACCGGCCCC